UUACAGUUAUAUUAAUACGUUUUUAAUGAUGUAAAAUACCAAUGGAGUAAAAAAAAUAUCUGAAGUAACUUUCAAAACAUAUGAAUGCGCAUCUCUUAUAUACACCCAUCACGCACUUCCCACAGCUAUCUACAGCUCCCAUUUAAUGCUUUCGUAUACUGCCACCAACAUUAUCAGAAGACGAAUUCGCAUUCGCAACUGCAUCAUCACCUUCAACCGCUAUUUCCGCAUUACUAAAUACAAUAAAUCCAAUACACAUGAGAUCAUAAACUUACUGCAACUGCAUAUGUACGAUCGACUAUGGAUCGCAGCAAAAAUAAUAGUUUAGAAUUUGGUAAGAACUCAGCGGCGUCGGCCGCCAAUGCAGGCGCAAUGUCAGCACCCUGGGCGAAUAAUAAGGAGUCUGCGUCACAGCCGAAUGAGGAUGAUUCGCCGGAGGAUGACGCUGAUACUGCCACACCAGCAAAGGUUACCGAUCCAUUGGCGCCAAAACUGGCCAAUAAUGAGCGCGUGCUCGUCGUUUCCGUCACAGAGCGCACCCGUGAGACGUGGAGUCAGAAAGCGGAGUUCUUAUUAGCAGUCAUUGGUUUCGCUGUCGAUUUGGGUAAUGUUUGGCGCUUUCCCUAUAUUUGCUAUCAAAAUGGCGGCGGUGCUUUCCUCAUACCCUACUGUGUGAUGCUGAUAUUUGGAGGCUUGCCGCUCUUCUAUAUGGAACUGGCGUUGGGUCAAUUUCAUCGUUGCGGUUGUUUGAGUAUUUGGAAGCGCAUUUGCCCGGCACUUAAAGGUGUCGGUUACGCCAUUUGUCUAAUUGAUGUUUAUAUGGGAAUGUACUACAACACUAUAAUCGGCUGGGCGGUAUAUUAUUUAUUUGCAUCGUUUACCUCAACACUUCCAUGGACGUCAUGUGGCAAUUCAUGGAAUACCAAUAGUUGUAUGCCGGUGACGAAUGAGAAUUUCACCGACAAGGCGACCACACCAGCAAAGGAGUUCUUCGAACGCAUGGUGCUGGAGCAAUACAAAUCGGAUGGCCUGAAUUAUAUGGGGCCGAUAAAGCCCACAUUGGCUUUGUGCGUUUUUGGUGUAUUUAUUUUGGUAUACUUUUCGCUGUGGAAAGGUGUGCGCAGUGCAGGCAAAGUUGUGUGGGUGACGGCGUUAGCGCCCUAUGCAGUGCUCUUCAUAUUGCUAGUGCGCGGCGUCUCUUUACCGGGUGCAAUGGAGGGUAUUCGGUACUAUUUGACGCCAGAGUGGCAUAAAUUGAAGAACUCAAAGGUUUGGAUCGAUGCGGCUUCACAGAUAUUUUUCUCUCUGGGGCCUGGUUUUGGAACAUUGCUCGCAUUAUCGAGCUACAAUAAGUUUAACAACAAUUGCUAUCGGGACGCGCUGAUCACGAGUAGUGUGAACUGCUUGACCAGUUUCCUUGCGGGCUUUGUCAUAUUUUCUGUACUAGGGUAUAUGGCACAUGUGCAGAAAACUUCGAUCGAUAAAGUCGGACUGGAGGGCCCUGGUCUCGUGUUCAUAGUCUACCCGGAAGCGAUUGCCACUAUGAGCGGUUCGGUAUUUUGGUCCAUAAUUUUUUUUCUUAUGCUGAUCACGCUGGGCUUGGAUAGUACAUUUGGUGGAUUAGAGGCGAUGAUAACGGCACUCUGUGAUGAAUAUCCUCGGGCCAUCGGACGCCGGCGGGAACUUUUCGUGCUGCUGCUCUUGGCUUGCAUCUACCUGUGCGCCCUGCCCACUAUGACUUAUGGCGGCGUUUUCUUGGUUAACUUUUUGAACGUUUAUGGACCUGGUCUUGCCAUAUUGUUUGUCGUAUUCGUGGAAGCAGCUGGCGUUUUUUGGUUCUAUGGCGUCGACCGUUUUUCAGAGGACGUGGAACAGAUGUUGGGCAUUAAACCAGGCAUUUUCUGGCGCAUCUGUUGGACUUACAUAAGUCCGGUAUUUUUAUUGGGCAUUUUUAUAUUCUCCAUACUCGGCUAUGAAGAUAUGUUGGGCGAGGAAUAUCAAUAUCCCGAAUGGAGCAUCAAAGUCGGCUGGGCCGUCACUUGUUCCUCGGUGCUCUGUAUACCCAUGUACAUCAUCUACAAAUUCGUAUUUGCGUCCAAGGGUGACUGUAGAACGCGUUAUCGCAACAACUUCAAAGUACCACCACGGUGCGGGUCAGUGUUGCCGGGACAGCAGGGCACCACGGUGUGACAUGAUUCAGCA
Messenger RNA from Rhagoletis pomonella (apple maggot), 2202 nucleotides. RefSeq names its product sodium-dependent serotonin transporter. The transcript has 9 exons. Gene Ontology annotation, cellular component: membrane; neuron projection. The coding region runs from base 301 to 2190 and encodes 629 amino acids. The record is from RefSeq and is a predicted model, not a curated record. Lineage: Eukaryota; Metazoa; Arthropoda; Insecta; Diptera; Tephritidae. Gene Ontology annotation, biological process: serotonin uptake; sodium ion transmembrane transport. Gene Ontology annotation, molecular function: serotonin:sodium:chloride symporter activity; serotonin binding.